Oncorhynchus nerka (sockeye salmon) is the source of this 6387-nucleotide messenger RNA. RefSeq names its product potassium sodium-activated channel subfamily T member 1b (gene kcnt1b). The record is from RefSeq and is a predicted model, not a curated record. Gene Ontology annotation, cellular component: plasma membrane. Gene Ontology annotation, biological process: potassium ion transmembrane transport. The transcript has 31 exons. NCBI's taxonomy places the organism in Eukaryota, Metazoa, Chordata, Actinopteri, Salmoniformes, Salmonidae. Bases 1 to 3600 code for a protein of 1199 amino acids. Gene Ontology annotation, molecular function: outward rectifier potassium channel activity; intracellular sodium-activated potassium channel activity.
AUGGCCUUGAUGGAACUCUUGCAGGCCAGUAACCUCGUCACACAAUGCAUCCUCAUUGAUGGUCACAUUGGGGCAUUUUUCCUGCAGUGUGACUGCUGCCUUCUGGAUCUCUUCAUGCAGAGGGUGCAGGUGGAGUUCUAUGUGAAUGAAAACACCUUCAAGGAGAGGCUCAAGCUGUUCUUCAUCAAAAACCAAAGGUCAAGCCUGAGGAUCCGUCUGUUUAACUUCUCCUUGAAGCUGUUGACGUGUGCCCUUUACGUCAUCAGAGUGGCUCUGGACGACCCUGAACAGGUCACUGGAGUAUGUGUCAACUGUCAGAAUAGAACAAGCACAGCCACAGCAGAAUCCACAGAAAUCACAGAAAUCAACUGGGAGUUGAUUUUCUGGGUGAACAGAAGGGUUCCUGUCUGGGCAAUACAGGUGACCGUGGCCUUAAUCAGUUUCCUGGAGGCGAUGCUCCUCACGUAUCUCAGCUACAAGGGGAACAUCUGGGAGCAGAUGUUCCAGAUCUCCUUCAUCCUGGAGAUGAUUAAUACCGUGCCAUUUAUAAUUACUAUCUUCUGGCCUCCGUUGAGAAACAUCUUCAUCCCAGUGUUUCUCAACUGCUGGUUAGCCAAGUGUGCCCUGGAGAAUAUGAUUAACGAUCUCCAUCGUGCCAUCCAGAGGACCCACUCUGCCAUGUUCAACCAGGUCCUCAUACUUAUCUGCACCCUUCUCUGUCUGGUCUUCACUGGGGCAUGUGGUAUCCAGCAUCUAGAGAGGGCCGGAAAGAACCUGACUCUGUUCAACUCUCUGUAUUUCUGCAUCGUCACCUUCUCUACGGUGGGCUAUGGUGACGUCACACCUCAUAUCUGGCCUUCUCAGCUGCUGGUGGUCAUCCUCAUUUGUGUGGCCCUUGUGGUGCUCCCGCUACAGUUUGAGGAGUUGGCCUAUCUGUGGAUGGAGCGUCAGAAGUCAGGAGGGAACUACAGCAGACACCGGGCCCAGACAGAGAAACAUGCGGUCCUGUGCGUCAGCUCUCUGAAGAUAGACUUGCUCAUGGACUUCCUCAACGAGUUCUACGCUCAUCCUAGAUUACAGGACUACUAUGUGGUGAUCCUGUGUCCUACAGAGAUGGACAUCCAGGUGCGUCGUAUCCUCCAGAUCCCCCUGUGGUCCCAGAGGGUCAUCUAUCUCCAGGGCUCAGCACUCAAAGACACAGACCUCAUGAGGGCCAAGAUGGAUGAUGCAGAAGCCUGUUUUAUCCUGAGCAGUAGGAACGAGGUGGACCGCACUGCUGCUGAUCACCAGACCAUACUGAGAGCCUGGGCUGUGAAGGACUUUGCCCCAAACUGCCCCCUGUACGUCCAGAUCCUCAAACCAGAGAACAAAUUCCAUGUAAAGUUUGCUGAUCAUGUGGUCUGUGAGGAGGAAUUCAAGUAUGCCAUGCUGGCUCUGAACUGUGUAUGUCCAGCCACAUCCACACUGGUCACACUCCUGGUGCACACCUCCAGAGGACAGGAGGGCCAGCUGUCGCCAGAGCAGUGGCAGAGGACGUAUGGACGUUGCUCUGGGAACGAGGUCUACCACAUCCGCCUGUGCGACAGCAAGUUCUUCGGGGAGUACGACGGGAAGAGUUUCACCUACGCCUCCUUCCACGCACACAAAAAGUAUGGUGUGUGUCUGAUCGGGGUGAAGAGGGAAGACAACAAGAGCAUCCUGCUGAACCCAGGUCCUCGCCACAUCAUGUCCGCCACAGACACCUGCUACUACAUCAACAUCACCAAGGAGGAGAACUCCUCGUUCAUCUUCAAACAGGAGGAGAAAGACAAGAAGGGCCUGCCGGUGACCGGGCUGUAUGACGCCCCCUCCAGGCUGCCUGUACACAGCAUCAUCGCCAGCAUGGGGACGGUCGCCAUGGACCUCCAGAACCCGGCGGACCCCCCAGAGGACUGCAGCAAACUGACCCUGCCUACAGAGAACGGGGCUGGGAGCAGACGACCCAGCAUUGCCCCCGUCCUGGAGAUAGCUGACUCCUCCUCCAUUUUGCCCUGCGACCUGCUCAGCGACCAAUCAGAGGACGAGACCAACCACUCAGACGAGGAGGGCUCGUCGGUGUCAGACUUUGUGAAAGGAUACCCUCCCAACUCCCCAUACAUUGGCAGCUCUCCAACCCUGUGCCAUCUCCUACCUCAGAAAGCCUCAUUCUGCUGCCUUCGGCUGGACAAGGGUUGCAGACACAACAGUUUUGAGGAUGCCAAGGCCUAUGGUUUUAAGAACAAGCUGAUCAUAGUAUCCGCGGAGACGGCAGGGAACGGCCUUUAUAACUUCAUCGUCCCUCUACGUGCUUACUACCGCCCCAGAAAAGAGCUCAACCCUAUUGUAUUGCUACUAGACUACCCGCCUGACAACCACUUCCUAGAAGCCAUCUGCUGUUUCCCAAUGGUCUACUUCAUGGGCGGAACCAUAGAUAACCUGGACAAUCUGCUACAGUGUGGCAUCAUCUAUGCUGAUAACCUGGUGGUGGUGGACAAGGAGAGCACCAUGAGUGCUGAGGAGGACUAUAUGGCAGACGCCAAGACUAUCGUCAACGUACAGACAAUGUUCAGGCUGUUCCCCAGUCUCAGUAUCAUCACCGAGCUGACCCACCCCUCCAACAUGAGGUUUAUGCAGUUCAGGGCUAAGGAUUGCUACUCCCUGGCUCUCUCCAAGCUAGAGAAGAUAGAGCGCGAUAAGGGUUCCAACUUGGCCUUCAUGUUCCGCCUGCCGUUCGCUGCAGGCAGAGUGUUCAGUAUCAGUAUGCUGGAUACGCUGCUCUACCAGUCAUUUGUAAAGGACUAUAUGAUACCCAUAGCAAGACUUUUACUAGGCCUGGAUACCACACCAGGAUCUGGUUACCUAUGUGCAAUGAAGGUGACAGAGGAGGACCUGUGGAUCAGGACGUAUGGCAGGUUAUUUCAAAAACUGUGUUCUUCCAGUGCAGAGAUUCCAAUAGGCAUCUACCGUACAGAGUCACACAUGUUUUCCUCCUCAGAGUCUCAAGUAUCCAUCAACGUAGAGAACACUGGUGGUGACGACCAGAGAAGCAAUCGUCGCGAGUCGUGGAAGGAGAAAACAGCUCAGCGGAACUCCACCACCAGCGACCAAUCAGAGCAUCCGUUGCUGAGGAAGAAGAGCCUCCAGUGGGCGCGGCGUCUGAGCCGUAAGAACACCAAGCCACCGAGUCGCACCGAGCGGAUCUCCCAGCAGCGCCUCAACCUGUACCGGCGCUCCGAGAGACAGGAGCUGUCUGAGCUGGUCAAGAACCGCAUGAAGCACCUAGGCUUGCCCACUGUCGGAUACGAGGAUGUUGCUAAUCUUACUGCGAGUGAUGUCAUGAACCGAGUAAAUCUAGGAUAUUUACAAGAUGAGAUGAACGACCACCAGAACAGUCUGUCCUACGUUCUCAUCAACCCCCCUCCAGACACCAUGCUGGAGCUCAAUGACAUUGUCUACAUCAUCCGGUCCGACCCGCUGGCAGGGCCUGACGUGCCCGAGGAUGCGGCUCAGGGGCAGAGCAGCGGCGGCGGCCAGACGAGGCAGGACUUUGGCACAGAGACCAGGGAUGAGACCCACCUCUGAAAUCCCCUCGCCUCACCACCCCCGGACCUCUUGCCCCCUUGUCUCUCCACCCACGGACCUCUCGCCCCCUUGUCUCUCCACCCCCGGACCUCUCGCCCACUUGUCUCACCACCCCCGGACCUCUUGCCCCCUUGUCCUCCAACCCGGACCUCUUGCCCCCUUGUCUCUCCACCCCUGGACCUCUUGCCCCCUUGUCUCUCCACCCCUGGACCUCUUGCCCCCUUGUCUUUCCACCCACGGACCUCUUGCCCCCUUGUCUCACCGCCUUUGCAUGAUACAUUCUAUUUGUGCCAUACAAGGGGAAGAUCCCCACUGCCCUUGCCCACCCUUACCUUCCAAUCCCCCUUCACCCUAUGUCAGACUUACAGAGAGACACGUGUCACUGAGCUGCUAUGGGAGGAUGCAUGAAGAGUGCCUCGUCAUUACCUAACCUCUUAGAGAGCAUCAGACACACAGACUCAGACAUUGCCCUCUUUGCAAAAGAUAAAACAUGAACAAUGCACCAGACGAUGGAAACAUACUGGUAACCAACCAAAGGAGAGGAGAGACAGAUUAUGUCGGAGGUCAUGUGAUGCUCUGAAUAUUUAGAGGUUUGUUUGAUUUAGUUCGUCGGCAUACUAGGUGGGUGGAGCUUGCUUACGCUUUAGCACCAAUAGAAAGGUGUCAAAAGGGCAAACUCUGCUCAAAUGGCGCGCCUGCGAGCUACACCAAGCACACUUGGCAUGUGUGUGUGUAGACUGUGUGAAUAUCAGUUGCAAAAUCAAGUCAUGUACAGAAAUUGUUAUUCCUUAACAAGAAUUCCUGGCAGUAUUCUUACACAUCAAUCAUGAAAGUACAUGAUAACUUAUUAUUUUCCCUAUGAGCACAACCCACUGGGCCCAGACGUCAAUUCAACAUCUAUUCCACGUUGGUUCAAUGUAAUUUAAUUGAAAUUAUGUUUUAAAAAAAGUGAAGACUUUUAUAAGCAAUUUUUUUAAACACUAUCUUUUACUGCUCAUUCUGCAUAACUUUUUUUUUUCAAAUAUCAUGCUAUUUGUUAUUAAAAAGUAUAGAAUUAAUGGAUGGAGGAACCUUAAUAGAUUACGCCACGCACCUACGUCAUUCUAUUUGUGCCAUACAGUUUCUGGUUCUUUAUGUAUCAGUCAAUGUUCUACGAAAGCCAAUGCUCAAUCAUUCCUCAUUUCUGACAGGAUUUGAUUAAUUACAGUAGAACAAUCUUUCGGAGCUGUUUACAGUGGCAACCCUAUGUUAUGAACACGUAUGAGUACUUAUAUUGCACAAUAAGAGACAAGCAUAGUUAAAGUGAUAGGUCACUCCAAAAUGAUAUCAAAAGUAAUCUGAUGUUGAGUUGGAGUGAACUAUUACUUGAAGUCUGUUAAUAUGGCCAGUACCUGGGCUUGGAGUGCAGUGUUGCAAGCUGCCUUCCAAUAUGUCAUUUCACUUGUACAGUAAAUGUAGUAUUGGGUGUGCUUUAUAUAUUUUAAUAAUUAUUUAAGAUAUUUAUCUGUUGUAUUUCUGAUACUGUUUGCUUGGACUAAUAUGUGUGGUGAUAUCAUUGUAAACAUUUUUUUAUCCUCAUUGUUUGGUUCAACGUUCUUUUGGUCAUUAUUAGUCAAAUGAAAACAAAUGGGACUUGAAAUAUUUUUGCACUAAGCUCUGUGGUCGUUAAUAGAGCAUUAUAGCAUGACCCUUUAACCCGAAACUUUAACUAUACAAUAAAAUACUUUAGUAUUUGCACAGUAUGAAUCAGCCUCCAUACAGUCAGUGUUAUAUAUAGUAUAUCAACUUUUAAAGGGCUGUAUUCAACAUGGCGGUUGUUUUUCGGUGUUAGCGCUAUCAAAUCCACAAGCAGCUCCUGGCAUACCUAAAGAGGACAUUGGCUAUUCCCAAUUUAGCGGAGACGGCAUUCACCGGUAAACACUGCAUAUUACCUUCACAUUUCUAUCGCGGAGUCUAACGCUUCAGCUGUAAAGAUUGAAGAGAGCCCUAGGCCUUUGUUAAGUACAUUUGCAAAGUUUUAAAUGAUCAUUGUCAUUUGUAAACAGAAUAUAUUUUGAUAUGUGCCAUUUCUGCUUGUUUGUUAUAAAAUGUACUAGGGAAGUAGUUCUGAACAUGCAUUGCCAGAAUGAGAUUAAGUUGAUGGAAAGGUUAGAUAAGGAAAAAAGUGGGUCAUGUCAGGCUUUUACAUUAUUUAGCAGUUUGAAUAUCUCUUGAGUAGUCCUUGAUGUGUUUUGGGAUGUAAAUGUAACGCAAUGUGUCCCCAUUCCCAUUGAAGUACUGUAUGUAUGUGUAGAUCAAAUAUGUUCCAUACUAGCCAGGCCCCCAGAAGGGCAGUUUACAGAUCAUCACCUCGUGUCCCCCCCCCCCCCCCCAUCGUCGUUGUAUGUGAACGGAACCCCAAGGGAAUUCUCUUAUCGGAGUUGUUCAGUAAAAAAAUAUGUUUUUGAAGUUCAUACUGUAAUAUAGAAAGGGGCAUGAAAACACAAAGCAUGUUUUGAGAGAAAGUUUGCCAAACCAGAUACGUUUUCCUAGUUAGGUGACCUGUGUGAAGUAUCACAACUAGAAAAUUAAUCAUAUCUCCCGCUUGUUAUUUGUCUGCAUAUCAUUAUAUGGGACCAUGCAUGUCCUCCAGACAAAAUCUUCUGUUUACCUUUAUCAUAUUCUUAGUUAAUUGUCAAAAAGGUUUUAUCCAUUUUGUACUUUUUCUUAUUCCGAAGUACGUGUACUUCUCUAUCGUGAUGUAAAAUAUGAACAAUAAAUGCUGCAUGCAGCCAGAAACAUUGGAAU